Molecule: messenger RNA, 882 nt
Organism: Hyaloperonospora brassicae
Lineage: Eukaryota; Oomycota; Peronosporomycetes; Peronosporales; Peronosporaceae
Source: the annotation of a GenBank genome assembly
AUGCGUGUCUUCACCCUUGCCCUUGUGGCUUCGUCCGCUCUCCUGCCACGCCCCGACGGCGUCUCGGAGGCUGCGGAUCCUGCGCCGAUGGAACACCAAGACCCUGCUGUCACUGUCUUGGCCGCCGGUGGCGAGAACUCCUCUCCUAGCAGGGUCUUGAGGUCUCAAGAAACGAUGGUGGUGCCGGAGACACUGGAAUCUUUCUGGCUGGGACUUCAGAAGUUUGUGGGGAUGGCGGAGAGCGUCGAUCAAUCCAUUCUUCCUAAUAGGAUGUGUUUGACUCUAGAGGAUCCCUACGUGGAGCAGUGGGUUGGAUCGUCUAGACUUGGACGAGAGCUGAUUUCUUCUUACAAAGCGAAGAAGAAUCUUGAGGUGGUGCAUGGGAUAUUUGGUAUGCGGACGCUGGAGUCGGCUCAGACGAAGGAAUAUCUUGUGGCGCAGCCAGGCGUUUUGGAGCUGCUCCGAAAAGUAUUGGUGACGGGGUGGGUCGAAGUUGGCAAGACUCCGUCUCAAGUGUAUAAGCUACUCGACCUGCGCCGCUUGUCUUUUGACGAGCUAUUCGUAGAACAGAGAAGUGCAGCCGUCAGCGGCUUAAGGGACUUUUGUGAGGCUGCCAAUCCGGGCCGAGGCGAGAUUGUUUUCCUCGAAACCGUUAUUGAAGGAUUCGGUGGUGAUGAUGCAUUCGCCCGUCGUGUUUCCCAACUGACCACGGAUGAACUUCUCAAGGUCCAAGAGCACAUCUUUCCAGCUGUAAAGCAGAUGAAGUCCAACACGCCGAUGCUUUCACAAGACGUGUUCUUCUCGAAGUUUUUGGGACAUGUUGUCGAUGAAGCCACCACAUCAGCGUCAACUCCGUCGAAGGUCAAGGUCAAUCCCGUCUAA